Carcharodon carcharias (great white shark) is the source of this 2388-nucleotide messenger RNA. Its product is annotated as protocadherin-10-like. The coding region runs from base 1 to 2388 and encodes 795 amino acids. Gene Ontology annotation, molecular function: calcium ion binding. NCBI's taxonomy places the organism in Eukaryota, Metazoa, Chordata, Chondrichthyes, Lamniformes, Lamnidae. The record is from RefSeq and is a predicted model, not a curated record. Gene Ontology annotation, cellular component: plasma membrane. Gene Ontology annotation, biological process: homophilic cell-cell adhesion. The transcript has a single exon.
AUGGCGAAUGCACCGAUGAGCGGGGCGUAUUUCAUCAUCCUGCUUUGUGUGUCUGACCUGGUGUCGGGACAAACUCACUAUUCGAUUCCCGAAGAAUUGGAACUUGGAGCAUUUGUUGGGAAUAUCGCUGAGGAUUUAGCACUAAACGUUUGGGAAUUAUCGGCUCGCAAAUUUCGGCUGGUUCCGGAUGAAAGUAAGCAAUGCAUGGAGGUAAAUCCGGAAAGUGGGAUUUUGUUUGUUCACGAUAGAAUCGACAGGGAACAGAUAUGUGGACAAAGCUCAACUUGUUCUCUUAAUUUUCAAAUAGCGCUCGAUAAUCCGUUGGAAAUACACCCCGUUGCAGUGGAGAUACUAGAUGUAAAUGAUAACUCACCUAGAUUCCCAAAGAGUGAAUUCACCCUGCAGAUUAAUGAAUUAAUUGCGCCAGGAGCGCGCUUCCCUCUCGAGAGCGCGCUCGAUCCAGACGUGGGCACAAACACAGUCAGUACUUACCAAGUUAGCCCAAAUGAACACUUUGGUCUCAAAGUGCAGACAAGAAGCGACGGGAGUAACAGCGCUGAGUUGUUAUUAAAAAAAUAUUUGGACCGCGAGAAACAGGCAAGCUUUCAAUUGGUACUGACAGCAAUUGACGCAGGGAUUCCUCAGAGAUCUGGUACAACUCGGGUUAUGAUUACUGUUGUGGACGUCAAUGAUAACGCGCCUGUAUUUGAUAAUGAAAUGUACAGGGCGAGUGUGGACGAAAACGUCGCCAAAGGCACCUUGGUAACAAAAAUUAAUGCUGUGGAUUUAGAUGAAGGCAUGAAUGCUGAGCUGACCUAUUCCUUCACAAGCCACGCCUCCCAGAAGAUCCGUGAAUUGUUCACAUUGGACCCGGCAACUGGAGAGAUCAGAGUUCAAGGUGUACUGGAUUUUGAGGAAUCAAGUGUUUAUGAACUUGACGUAGAAGCUGUGGACAGUGGUUUGGCUGGAAUGGUAGGACAUGCCAAAGUUAUAGUCAGGCUAACAGACAUGAAUGAUAACGCCCCCGACCUUGACGUGACCUUGGUGUCUAGCACGGUGCGGGAAGAUGCUCCUCCGGGUACUGUGAUAGCUCUGAUCAGUGUAACAGAUUUAGAUUCUGGGGAAUAUGGAGAAGUUCAGUGUCAGGUUCCAGUGCAGCUUCCUUUCAAACUUCAAAAGUCCUUGAGGAACCACUACAAAUUGGUUACUAAAGCUAUUUUGGAUCGCGAAACCGUCCCGAUAUACAACAUCUCUAUUUCAGCUUGGGACAGAGGGAAUCCCCCUCUUUCAACAAAUAAAACUGUCUUAGUUUCAGUAACUGAUAUAAAUGACAACGCCCCGAGGUUCACACAGUCUUCAUAUAAUGUAUACCUGAUGGAGAACAACACUCCCGGUUCCUCUAUAUUUGCUGUUACCGCGUUAGACCCUGAUUUAGGUUACAAUGGGGAAGUGUCAUAUUCUGUUUUAGCGAAUCCGCUGCAAGAAAUGUCUGCGCCUGCUUACGUCAGUAUUAACUCAAGAAAUGGUAACAUUUACGCACGACGUUCCUUUGACUAUGAGCAACUGAAACAUUUCCAGUUCAAAGUUCAUGCUCAGGAUAAUGGAUCUCCUCCACUCAGCAGCGCAACCAUGGUGAAUGUUAUUAUCUUGGACCAAAAUGACAAUGUUCUGGUUGUUGUUUCACCUUUGACCUGGAACAGUUCAGGAUCAGUGGAAAUUGCACCCCAAAUAGUGUAUGCGGGAUACUUAGUCAAUAAGGUCAUCGCUACUGAUGCGGAUUCUGGUCAGAAUGCUCGGCUAUCUUAUCAUCUGUUGGAUACAACUCAUCCAGGUCUGUUUACCGUGGGUCUUUACUCUGGAGAAAUAAGAGCAACUCGCAAUUUGAGAGAUGAAGACCUCACCAGACAGAGAAUCGUCCUCUGCGUCAAGGACAAUGGACAACCCAGCCUCUCCAGUACAGUCACAAUUUUCUUUUCAAUCUUGUCCAAUGUUACUAAAAAAUCGUUGGAACCAAGUCACCAACCUAGAACCUUGGAAUAUCUUUCGGAUAUAAAUCGUUACUUAAUCAUCAUUUUGGGAUCAGCAUCCUUCUUGUUCCUCAUAAUUAUUAUCUUUUUGGUUAUUCUAAAAUGUAAACAAGACAGAAACAUUGCUGAAGACGACAGCUCUGCAGUUUGCUGUUACAACCAGAGGAAUUCGGAUAAUGCUUUCAUUCGGAGGCCUGCAGCAAACGAACAAUUAAAGUAUAGCGGGCCUGAUCAGGCAGAAAGUUAUCGUUAUGCCGUGUGUUUAUCUCCAGAAUCAUCCAAAAGUGAUUUUCUGUUUCUGAAGCCUUGUCACCCUACCUUGCCCUUCACUGACCCGACCAUUCCGGACUCUAACGCAUGA